Synchiropus splendidus (mandarinfish) is the source of this 1760-nucleotide messenger RNA. Its product is annotated as G-protein coupled receptor family C group 5 member C-like. The record is from RefSeq and is a predicted model, not a curated record. Gene Ontology annotation, molecular function: protein kinase activator activity; G protein-coupled receptor activity. The transcript is spliced from 4 exons. Gene Ontology annotation, cellular component: extracellular exosome; plasma membrane; signaling receptor complex. Gene Ontology annotation, biological process: G protein-coupled receptor signaling pathway. Lineage: Eukaryota; Metazoa; Chordata; Actinopteri; Syngnathiformes; Callionymidae. The coding region runs from base 196 to 1362 and encodes 388 amino acids.
UGAAAGAUCAGUGUUUGUGGAUGCUGCUGGAGUCGGCUAUGGUUCCUUGAAGAACAGCAGCAGCCACCAAAGCCAUCAGAUGGAGUGGGACUCGAACUAGAAAUAAGAGGACUUCCAUACAAAUAUAUCGGGGAGACAGCUUUGGUUUUCUCUGAAGUUUCUGCUGUUGGAGCUGCAGGACUCUUUCGGACGAACAUGGAGAGCGGAGCUCCUCCUCGAGGAUGUGGAUCCACCGUCAACUCCGUUUAUUACAACCUGUGUGACCUGGCCACAGUCUGGGGGAUCGUGGUGGAGGCCAUCGCGGCCGCCGGUGUGAUGGCUUCCCUCAUCCUGUUCAUCGUCCUCAUGGCCAGCCAGAGGUUUGCCACAGACAAGAAGAGGAAAGCCAUGGUGGUCCUCCAAGCUGGCGUCUUAAUCUUCACUCUGGGACUCUUCGGCCUGACGUUUGCCUUCAUCGUGGGGCGCAACUCCACCAGCUGUUCCGCACGAAGGUUCCUCUUCGGGGUUCUGUUCGCCGGCUGCCUGGCCUGCCUGCUGAUGCAUGCGGUUUGGCUGGCGCUGCUGGAACGCCGAGGAUGCAACCCCCGAGGAUGGAUGCUGUGUUUGGGAGCGUUGGCUGUCUGGUUGGUCGAGAUCAUCGUCAACACCGAGUGGCUUGUCAUCACUGUGGUGGUGAGUCCGGCGGAUGUCUCCGAUCCGUCAUGCAGCAUCCGGAACCAGGACUUUGUUAUGGCUCUGAUUUACGUUCUGGCUCUGCUGCUCGCCGUGCUGGUGAUGGCGCUUCCUUCCCUGACGCACAAGUGCAAGCAAUGGCGCCGCGACGGCGGCUUCAUCAUGCUCACCGGCAUCUUCACUGCUGUGGUUUGGGUGGCGUGGAUCUACAUGUACACCACUGGGAACCAAGCAGUCGGAGAUCCCAGCUGGGAUGAUCCCACUCUGGCAGUAGCUCUGGUGACCAACGCCUGGGUGUUCCUGGGCUUCUACAGCAUCCCCGAACUCACCCGGCUGUCCAAGGAAGACCCGGACCCGGAAUUGCCACACGACGGACAGCACUACCCGGCCCGGAGCCUUGUGUAUGACAACAUCUUAAAACGCGCCGAGUCCACCCAUCACAACGUUUACAUGGAGAACAAGGCCUUCACUGUGGAUGAGCCACCAGCAGUUCCAGCCAAGCCAGUGUCUCCAUACGGCUCCUACAACGGUCAGCUGAGAAGCUGCGUCUAUCAGCCGACUGAACUGGCCCUGAUUGCAAAAGGCAUGACCAAGAAGGACCAAGAGACCAUCAUCCCUCGUGCGACACUUCCAUCCAUGCCCUCAGGAAGCAGCAGCUCGGCCGACCCCUUUAACACAGACGACAACUGAAGCAGCUUUCUGUUGAAAUGACACGCCAAGAUAAUAUCAUCCUGCACAACCCAUCGUCUCCUCUCUCCACCUCCAGUGUCUGUCCUGCUGGAGAAGCUGGACCAAAGUGAAUUGGUCAUCAUGAAAUCUAGGAUUGUAUUUCUACUCAAUGCUCUUGUAUUACGGAACUGGUGGCAUGACAUUCCAACUGUUGAAGAUAAAUACACACCUUCCUUUUGAUAUAAGUAACACAUAUCAAGCUGUAGCAUCAGACAAUAAUAAAUACUCUUAUUCAAACUUCUAUUUAUCAACUGUGAUGAACCAGGAAUGUAAAAAUAUUGCGUGACAAUCUGCAACAUCAGAUCACAAAGUACACUGUGACAUGAAGUAUGUUUGACUGCUACUUUACUUUACGUGAA